Ceratitis capitata (Mediterranean fruit fly) is the source of this 843-nucleotide messenger RNA. RefSeq lists its product as uncharacterized. The coding region runs from base 128 to 691 and encodes 187 amino acids. The transcript has a single exon. The record is from RefSeq and is a predicted model, not a curated record. Lineage: Eukaryota; Metazoa; Arthropoda; Insecta; Diptera; Tephritidae.
ACACUGUUACCGGCAUAACCUUAUUAAUUUAUAGUAUGUUUAAUAACAAACAGGCGCCAUUGAUUACUAUUGCGAAAUUCCUCGACGACAAUUUACUUUUAACAGUUCAGUCUCUAUUGCUUUGAAAAUGUCUACACAGAGUGAUGUUAAAAUUCCUUGUGAUGAAAGAAAUGUUGAGAUAAAAGCCAGGAUUGAUAGUGACACAGAAUUUGAACGCAGGGUACAAGUAGCGCGCGAACUAACGAAAUCAACCGGUGAACUGUUGGAGCAGAGAGACGUAUUCUUCAAUGUCGUAGACGGUAGUAAUGGUGCAAGGUUUAAACUACGUUACCUAAAGUACCCAAUGCCUUCGCAACUGAUUUACUACGUUCGACCUAAUGAAGCAGGACCAAAACUUUCAACAUUUAAUAAAAUGCCAGUAGAUGAUCCGACAUUGAUGGAAAAGAUCUUGUCGCAGAGUAAUGGUGUUAAAGGUGUUUUAGAGAAAAAAAGAUACUUAUUUAUAUAUGGACAAACUCGUAUACAUAUGGAUAAGGUUAAAAACUUGGGCAAUUUUAUGGAAUUUGAAGUAUGCCUUCAGUCCGAGCAGUCAAUAGAAGAGGGGCAGAGGAUAGCGGAGGACUUAAUGAAGAUUUUUAAUAUACGCCAAGAAGAUUUGAUGACAGGUGCUUACUUUGACGAGCUUAAUUGAAUACAAUUUUUUUUUUUUUGAAAAGUUUCACUCCGCUAUUGGCAUCUUAAUGAAAACUUGUAUGUCUAUAUAAUUUUGUAUUGAUAAAAAUAAAAACUUGUUUAUUAUGUAUUUUAAUGGCAUUUUUCUAAUCUCUGUGUAUAGUUAUAUGU